GCGGACUCGGGCGGUUCGGGCGGGGAGCGCUGUGCUAGACAACUAACGCGCGCAAUGGAGGAUGAGAGGCAAGCCGGUGACGGGGAAGAAAACCCCAUGUCACCCAAGCCUACGAAGUGGACGCCCAACCAGCACCAUUUGAAAAUCCUCCUCGGUAUGGGAAUUAACCGCAACGCUGCCAUAAAGGCACUGUACUACACUGGUAACCAAGGCCCUGACUUUGCUGCUCAGUGGAUUUUCGAGAACAAUGACGAGGACAUUGAUGCUCCUCUCGAUCUCGAUGCCUCAGAUGAAAGCGACACAGAAGACGAGGAUGCUCCCGAAACAUACAAAAUGGUGUUUGCUGUCAACACUGAGCUUGAGAUGGGCACAGGAAAAAUUGCCGCCCAGGUGGCGCACGCUGUCCUCGGCUUGUACAGGCUGCUUCUGCAAGAUGAGGCGAAGUACGGCAACAUGCUUCUGCUGUGGGAGGAAUACGGGUGAGUGAUAUUUGGGCGCAUAAUCUUGCCACU
Dermacentor silvarum is the source of this 512-nucleotide messenger RNA. Its product is annotated as probable peptidyl-tRNA hydrolase 2. The record is from RefSeq and is a predicted model, not a curated record. Lineage: Eukaryota; Metazoa; Arthropoda; Arachnida; Ixodida; Ixodidae. Gene Ontology annotation, cellular component: cytosol; mitochondrion. Gene Ontology annotation, molecular function: peptidyl-tRNA hydrolase activity; protein binding.